This is a messenger RNA of Ostertagia ostertagi, 2484 nucleotides long. The record is from the annotation of a GenBank genome assembly. Lineage: Eukaryota; Metazoa; Nematoda; Chromadorea; Rhabditida; Trichostrongylidae.
AUGAAUGACCAUCCUCAUCACGAGGUUAAUGCCUUCCAGUAUGAGGAUAUGGAAGGACGUGCUGGGGCCGAAGAGGCCCCGGGUCCCCUACCCGACUUGAGGGCAAUGAGCCUCAAAAGAAAUAUACGUCGCCUGGACUCGAUAGUGCCGACAGCUGGACGAGAGGGUGCCGACAUUCAAUUUAACCUCUAUAAGGGCCGUGGAGUCGCUGUGUUCACAUCUGGAGGUGACUCACAAGGAAUGAAUAGUGCCGUUCGAUCUGUCGUUCGCAUGGGUAUAUACCUUGGCUGUAAGGUGUUCUUUAUCAAUGAGGGCUACCAAGGAAUGGUCGAUGGCGGCGAUAACAUUGUUGAAGCCAGCUGGAACUCGGUGUCAGACAUCAUUCAGAAAGGAGGAACAAUUAUUGGCUCAGCACGCUGUAACGAUUUUCGACAGCGAGAAGGACGGCUGAAGGCUGCGUACAACCUAAUUGAAAAAGGCAUCACAAAUUUGGUUUGCAUCGGUGGCGAUGGUUCGCUUACUGGUGCAAAUCAAUUCCGCAAGGAUUGGCCUGGGCUAAUCAAGGAACUUGUGGACUCGAAUAAAAUAUCACCUGAAACGGCCAAAAAUCACCCCAAUAUCCAGAUUGUUGGUCUCGUCGGAUCGAUUGAUAAUGACUUCUGCGGUACUGACAUGACAAUUGGUACUGACAGCGCUCUGCAACGUAUAAUUGAAUCGAUCGACGCUGUAGUUGCUACUGCUCAAAGCCAUCAGCGUUCAUUCGUGGUUGAGGUCAUGGGUCGACAUUGCGGUUAUCUCGCCUUAGUAGCUGCCUUGGCAUCUGAGGCUGAUUUCUGCUUCAUCCCGGAAUGGCCUCCUCCAGUCAACUGGCGCGAAAUUCUCUGCAAGAAGCUGCAGGAGAUGAGAGCUGAGGGUCAACGACUGAACAUCAUUAUCGUUGCUGAAGGUGCGAUUGAUCGCGAUGGCACUCCAAUAUCCGCUGACCUCGUCAAAGAGGUGGUUUCCAAAACGCUCAAAUACGACACGAGGGUGACCGUGCUCGGUCAUGUCCAACGUGGAGGUGCACCUUCUGCCUUCGAUCGUCUCCUUGGUUGCAGAAUGGGCGCAGAGGCAGUUUUGGCUCUCAUGGAAAUGAACGAGGAAUCGGAACCGUGUGUGAUUUCCAUUGAUGGUAAUCAGAUGGUGCGUGUACCUCUGAUGCAGUGUGUGGAGCGAACCAAAGCGGUGCAAAAAGCUAUGAACGAGAAAGACUGGGAGCUCGCAGUGAAGUUGCGUGGACGAAGCUUCCAGCGCAAUCUCGAGACGUACAAGCUGCUAACAAAGCUGCGUACUGUAGAGAAGGACAAUCUCUCUGGUGGUCAGAACUUUAACGUUGCUGUAAUGAACGUCGGCGCUCCUGCUGGAGGAAUGAACGCGGCUGUGCGAUCAUUCGUACGUAUGGCGUUGUACCACCACUGCACAGUCUAUGGCAUUGAAGACUCGUUUGAAGGCCUCGCAAAUGGAGCUUUCAAGAAAUUCCAAUGGGGAGACGUGACCAAUUGGGUAAUGCAUGGUGGCUCAUUUCUUGGGACCCAAAAGCAACUUCCCAACGAGAAGAACGUUCCUCUAAUUGCAGAACAACUCAGAAAGCAUAAUAUUCAAGCUCUUCUGCUCGUCGGAGGAUUUGAGGCCUAUCAUUCUACCCUGAUUUUGUCGAAAAACCGUGACAGAUACCCCGAGUUCUGCAUACCGUUAUGCGUCAUCCCGUGUACCAUCAGCAACAAUGUACCGGGUACCUCCAUUUCGUUAGGCUCUGAUACGGCUAUCAAUGAAAUCUGUACAAUGAUCGACAAAAUCAAACAGUCAGCUACUGGAACUAAGCGAAGAGUGUUCAUCAUCGAGACCAUGGGAGGAUAUUGCGGUUACCUGGCGACACUUUCUGCCCUCGCGUCUGGAGCUGAUAAUGCCUACAUCUUCGAAGAGAAGUUCACUGUUGAAGACAUCAUUGAAGAUGUGGAAGUGAUUGCUGCUAAAAUGGCCCAGGGAGUUCAGCGAUACCUUAUUGUACGAAAUGAGUUCGCGAACAAGAACUUUACAACAGAAUUUGUCAAGCAGUUGUUCGCCGAGGAAGGAAAAGGAGAGUUCUCGACGCGCAUUAAUAUCCUCGGUCAUGCUCAGCAAGGAGGUAGCCCAACACCGUUCGAUCGCAACAUGGGUACGAAGUUAGCCGCAAGAGCUUUGGAGUAUAUUAUUACGCAGAUUAAGGAUUCGAUGGUUAAUGGUAUCGUAUCAACGAAAUCCCCUGAAACUGCAACUCUUCUCGGCUUGACAGGAAGACGUGUGGUAUUUACUCCGGUAGAGGAAUUAGCUGCCGAGACUGACUUCGAUAAGCGCUUGCCUUGCGAUCAGUGGUGGUUGAAGCUGCGACCGUUGCUUCGUAUUCUCGCCAAACAUACUUCAAUCUACCAUACUGAGGCAAUGGAGGACACUGAAGAUUAUGAUUAG